Molecule: messenger RNA, 726 nt
Organism: Hansenula anomala
Lineage: Eukaryota; Fungi; Ascomycota; Saccharomycetes; Phaffomycetales; Wickerhamomycetaceae
Gene: COQ4
Product: ubiquinone biosynthesis protein COQ4
Exons: 1
Coding region: 1-726 (241 amino acids)
Biological process (GO): ubiquinone biosynthetic process
Cellular component (GO): mitochondrial inner membrane
Source: RefSeq, a predicted model, not a curated record
AUGGAGGAUAUUCAUCAUAAGCUUCCUUCAAAACUUGAUGAAUUCAUUCAAAGUCAGAAAAACCAACCAGUUGAAGAUAGAAAAUUUCCAGACGGUCGUAUCAAACUGAAUCCAUUUGAAAGAAGUGCAUUGUUUUUGAUAUCUGGUGUUAGUGCCUUUUUACAUCCAGAAGUUGGUCGCAAUAUCAACAACUUUGGCGAAGUUUCCUCGUUUGAGUUCAUUCUGAGAGAUCUAAGAGAUGCGAUGCUUUCCACUGAAUCUGGGAGAAAGAUCUUGAAGGAAAGACCAUUGAUGAAUUCCUCAACCCUAGAUCCAAAAUGGUUGGAGACUUUACCUGAAAAUACUUUAGGAUAUCAAUAUUUCAAAUUCACACAAGAUGGUGAUGAAAGAGCACCAGUUAAAUUGAUCCAAGAUGAAGAAUUGGCCUAUGUCUUUUUAAGAUAUAGACAAAUUCAUGAUAUUGUACACAUACUGACCAAAUCCAAGAUCGAUCUAGCUGGUGAAUUACCAGUCAAGGCAUUUGAAUUUGGUAAUACAGGUUUACCAAUGACAGGAUUAGCAUGUUUCGCUUAUUUCAAAUUGAGUCCAAAGAGAAAAUCCAAGACUCAUAUGGUUGAUAGCUUUUUGAAUGGGUUGCAAGCUACACCAUUUAUUACUGUUCGUUGGGAAGAUUGGAUGGAGAAAGAUGUUGAUUGGAUCAGAAAGGAGUUGAAAGUUUUACCUUGA